GAGUCGACCUUGUCUGCCAUGUUGUCCUCAGCGUUCCGCACGUCUGCUACUUCUGUUGUCCUGGGUCGUGGACGCAGGGCCGCCUCUUCUAUUGCCCUCAAGUACUCCAACGCCAUUUAUUCUGCGGCUCUUAAACAAUCACCCCAGGUUCUCACCAAAGUUCAGUCGGAACUCAACGCUGUCUCCAAAUCUGUCAACGAAGUCCCCGAGUUGAAGGCUUUCGUUGCAAACCCCACACUCUCAGCAAAGGAGCGUGCACUUGGCCUGGACGCCAUCCUUGCUCGGGCAGAGGGUGCCGGUCCUAAGAAGGAGCCCAUCUCCGAUCUCACAAAGAACCUUCUCUUCAUCCUCGCUGAGAAUGGCAGGCUUGCCCAAGUUCCAGGGGUCAUCGAGGGUUUCAACGAACUCGUAGCCAAGUACAGGGGAGAACUUGAAGUCCUCGUCACUUCGGCAGCUCCAUUACCAAAAGACCUUUCCACCAAGCUCGAGACCAUUCUCAGGCAAUCGCAGGCCGCGCAGCAGGCAAAGUCUGUCAAGGUCACGAAUAAGGUCAACCCCUCUCUGUUAGGCGGCUUUGUCGUCGACUUUGGUGACAAGAGCAUAGACCUCAGUGUGUUUUCACGUGUCAACAAACUCAACAACAUCCUGCAGCAAUCUAUAUAAGUUGAGUGGGCAUGUAGGACGGCUGGUCUAUUUUCGCCUCAGUGUACUGGCAUGUCACAUAGAGGACACUUAAUUAGAAUCGCCCUUGGAGCAAGAGUGUUUCGUUUGAAAAGUUAGGGUCACAC
Molecule: messenger RNA, 788 nt
Organism: Pisolithus orientalis
Lineage: Eukaryota; Fungi; Basidiomycota; Agaricomycetes; Boletales; Pisolithaceae
Product: OSCP, subunit 5 of the stator stalk of mitochondrial F1F0 ATP synthase
Exons: 3
Coding region: 19-663 (214 amino acids)
Biological process (GO): proton motive force-driven mitochondrial ATP synthesis
Molecular function (GO): proton-transporting ATP synthase activity, rotational mechanism
Source: RefSeq, a predicted model, not a curated record